GCUUGCUCACUCACUGUAAGCGUCAUGUUAUGUCGCAAAACUUCAGCAGUUAAAAUUGAUGGCAUGUUUCAUUUUAUCCUCUGUUACCUGCUUCCACCUAAUUGUUGCCCCUGUCUCAGUCAUAUAAUUUUGCUGUAUUCCCUAGAGAGGUGAAGAGGACACCAGCAAGGGAGAAUGCUGUUUCUUUAAGAGAGAGAGGGAGAGAGGGAGCGAGAGAAAGGGAGGGACCUCUUUGCCCUCCAGAAACCAGGAAGGGAAUUGAGUUGAUCUACUGCUGGCUGUUUAGCGCAUACGAGGCUUUGAGAAGCAGGGACAGCUAAAGUGAGAGAGCGAGAGAGAGAGUGCUCUAGAGAGGAGGAAAGGAGGGACAAGCAAACCCACAAAAGCAGCAUCACGGCCAUCACAGCUUGGCUCUGCUUGAUGGCUGGUCUCUGUACUUUUAAUACCUGGCAUCCUGCUAGCAACACACCGUAGCAUAUAAUUCAGCUCAGAGUGCUUACGUUGAACCAGGGCUCAGAGCUGUGGGAUCGGUGAAAGUGGACAGCUUGGGACUUGUAGUCCGUUGCAGUGGCCUAGAAGCAGUCAAAGCAACUCUGUAGGACUUCACAUCCCAGAGAGCUUUGCCCUUGGCCAUACAGGAAAGGAAACAGCCGGCAGCCUAUCCCAAUGGGGAGGUGUGGUAUUCUCCUGUUGGAUUUAGAUGGAGUAGCUCAAUUUACCACUCUCACCCCUACUACUACCUUCUCCAGACAGGCAGACGGACAGACGGCAGGACGGAGACCCGGGCGGCGGCUGCGAUUGGCGGCUCGACGGCAGGCUGGUGGAAGAUGUCGUCAGGGGCCGGUGGGCGGGCGUGUGAGGCAGAGGAGGGCCCAGUGGGCGUCCCCUUUCCUGAGCACAGCGCUGACCUGCUGGAAGGUUUGAACCGGCAGCGACUCAGCGGCAUGUUGUGUGAUGUGCUGCUGGUGGUGCAGGAGCGUGAAUUUCCUGCCCACCGCUCAGUUCUAGCCUCCUGCAGCUCCUACUUCCACAAACUCUUUACCUCAGGCCUGGCUGCUGAGCGCCAGAGUGUUUACGCACUGGACUUUGUGCGUGCUGAGGCGCUUGCUGCACUGCUGGACUUCGCCUACACAGCUACACUCACCCUAAGCCGUAGCAGCGUAGCCGACAUCCUGAGUGCUGCCCGACUGCUUGAGAUCUCACCCGUCCAAGACGUCUGCACACACCUGCUUGACACCAAAGUGCUCUCCCUUCCGACGGGCAGCGAGCGAAGAGAGGAUGAGCUGGAGGAGGACGGAGAGUGUGGGCGGAGCAGCCGAGAGCAGGGCAACCGGCUGCGCGCACGCGAGUACCUGGAAUUCUUCCAGCGAGGGGCGCACUGGAGCAGCAGCUGCAGUACGCCAGAGCUCAGGGACAUGUCUGCACACCUGCACUUUAGCCAUCGCAACGGCGCUGACAGCAAUGGCAGGCUGUCUAACUACUUCCCUCCCCCAGGCCCAGGGCUGGCGAUGCACCCUCCACCAGACCCGGAGGACGACCCUGAUGAGCAGCAGGACACCAAGGACGUGCUGAUCUGGGCUCGAGGGAAUGGCACUGAAGGGCUCUCGCACUUCUAUGCCCCAUCAUCACAGAAUGGACACUUCUACCUCCAUCAAUCUGAGCCCAAUGCAGAACGCAAAGCAGAGGUGGAGCACGAGGUGGAGCGAGGGCCUGCCAGUGCUCUCCUGCAGCAGAUGAUGGACUCUAUAGAGCGGCAGAAGGAGAGACCAGCUGGGGCUGAAAACGAGGGCGCUGACGGAGAGGAGCCUGAUGUUGAGUUUUACUUGAAGUACUUUAACAGUGUGCAGCGUGAAGAGGCAACCGUUCCACUCUGGGCCUCAGUGCAAGGUGGAGAAGGUAGAGGAACUGGAAGCCAACCUAGCACAGGGAACGCCAGUGGCGAGAGAAAAAUGCGCUCCAAGGCCUUCCAGAAGUGCCCUAUUUGCUCCAAGGUCAUCCAGGGUGCUGGCAAGCUACCCCGCCACAUCCGCACGCACACCGGAGAGAAGCCCUAUGAGUGUGCCAUCUGCAAAGUGCGCUUCACCAGACAGGACAAGCUCAAGGUUCACAUGCGCAAACAUACAGGAGAGAAGCCUUACCUGUGCACACAGUGUGGUGCUGCCUUUGCUCACAACUAUGACCUGAAGAAUCACAUGCGCGUACACACAGGCUUACGCCCCUACCAGUGCUCCAGCUGCUUUAAGACCUUUGUGCGCUCGGAUCAUCUCCACCGCCACUUGAAGAAGGAUGGUUGCAACGGCAUCCCGUCUCGCCGUGGGCGCAAGCCUCGCGUACGAGAACCAGAUGUGCUUGAAGCCCCUCUGGACCCGACUGGCGCAGGGCCGAGAUCCAUGAGGGGCCAACUGCAUCCUGAGGAUGAGGAUGAGGAUGACGAGGAGGGCAUCAGUGUGGUUGUUUUGGAAGAAGCUCCAGAGAGCAGCACACACAGCCCGCUGGCUGACAGAGAGGCUAGAGGAGAUGCAACUGCAAGGCAAAGAGACGCCACAACGCCAUAAAUUACACACUGCUGGUGUUGCACAGAAAUGGGAGAAAAAAGAAAAUCAAUCAAGAGAAAAAAAAAAGAAAAAAAAAAGCUACAACUCCAUGCUUCUCUUUUAAAAACCAAAUCAGGGUGUCCCAAAAAUCUCUUCAUUUACAUCUUUCUUUCUGUUUUUUUUUCUCCCCCUUUAACAUUCAGCAUAAAGACCUGAAGCCACAGUUACUGGCCUGUUGAAAGAGUGAAGAGCACUUGACAUCACUCACCUGUGCUGUCUCUGUCUUUCUGGGUGUUUAUUUUUGAUUUUGCGUUCUUAAAUUAACUUUGGCGUAAUCGCUUGUCCAUAUGCAUACGAGACAAUGGAGCUACUAUGCAGUUAAACAGGUUCCUCAUCUCUGGGUUGUGUCCACAGGGCUUUGUCUUAAACAAGUGAGGUGUCAAACACCUGGCUGACCACAGCUGCUAAUGCAACAGGUAAACCGAGCGAUCCAAGAUGUGGGAGAAGCAUCAAAUGAGUCGUUUUUUUUUUUUUUUUUUAAAUGCAGUGGAAAAAUAUGUACAUAUUCCUUCAAGAAAAGGUUCUAUUGUCUCAGAUCAAUAUGGCAAUAUUAUGCAAUUCUGAUGCAGCACCUUCUUUAUAAAUGUUCCAGAAAGAAUCAGACAGGGGUUUGAUUUUAAGUGUUACUUUCUCGAUUUAAAAAAAAAAAAAAUCCAUGGUUAUAUCUUUUUAAAAGGUAUACGUUUUCAGUCAAAUCAUAUUAGGCCAUGGGAGGAAGAGAUGGGAUGAGGUUCUGUGUUUCUGAAGCACUACCGUCAUCAUUUUGCCACUGAGCAAAACCAUGUUGAAUCUUUUACCUCUCACAAGCCUGUGGGGUUUUUGGGUUGUUGUUUUUUUUGUCCUUUUAGAAUUAUUGGUUUUUUUUUUUUUUUCUUGUCUUAUUUUUGUCAUUGUUGAUGUUUUCAUUUGAAUUGGCUGUUUUGGGUACUUGACACUUUACAUUAUCUACAUGUGUGUGUAUAUACUAGGUGAUAAAGAUAUUGGUCCCUUUAUAAAAGGUUUAUUACAGAUCGUUAGGGUUAUAUCUUCCUUCGACUUCACUCCAGGCUUCUCUCUGAGUGAAGCUUACAAAGGGUGAAAGGCUGUUUGAAUGUAUGAGAACAUUUAAUUGAGGAACCCAUUUUGUCCUAAACUCAGCACUUGACGGAACCGGCAAGUUCCAUCCCAAAGCAUGAACCGUGAUCUGCGUGCGCGUGUGUGUGUGUGAGAGAGAGAGAGAAAGACAUGUUGAAUGAAUCUGCCAAGGUUUGCCAGCUCAGUGAGAGAGAGAGAGAGAGAGAGAGAGAGAGCAAGAGCGAGCGCUGUUUUACAGACAGCUGAUGCGUAAAGGCCGAGAAUGUUUUCUCUUUUCAUGCAUGGGAAGGAAGGAAAGAGAGAUGAGCACCUUUUAUGCAUUUGCACAGCUUUACUAAAGAUUUAAUCCCAGUGGACAAAGAAAAAGAGAUUUCUAUUUAAGAGAGAGAUGGGAAGUUAGUAGUACUUGUUCCAACAUUCUGCCCAAGGUACCACAAUUCCAUGGGACUACCAGGGUGAUAAGAUGAGCAAUAAAUACUUGUUUGGAUUGGGAGGCCAAUUCGGGGGGAGUCGACAUUCCAUUAAUUUUGUGAGUGUUGAUCUCUGGGAGGUUGCAACACUGUCCUUUGGACACAUCCUAAGCCACAUAACUCGAUCUCUGGGGCUGGGAGCGUUAGCAUGUCAGGUUUGUGGACACGUCCAAACAUGCUUCACUACAAAAUCUGGCAUUGUGACUCCAGUUACAGUUGCCUCCCUUUUUAUUAGAAAGAGGGGCUGUGAUCACUAAAUCUUACGAUUCCAGAAGUGCUUGAUGGACUUUACAGACCUCAGAUAGAGUUGCCUCAUUUGGAGAAUACAAAGGAAAAUCUUGGUGUAAUUGCUGGUGGCAGUGACGAGAGAAUAAAGUUUUUAAUACUGUUUGCGAGGCAGAUAUCAUCACCCACUUUGCCAUUGCUGCAGCUGCAGUGCUCUGCCCAUUGUUUCAGUCCUUUGCACCUUAACGGGAGCAGCAGGUUUUGAUUGCACUUUGUUACUGAGAAGGGCACUUUUUUUGUCAAAAUAAACGGGUACUUUGAAACAAAAGAGAGAAUGUGCUAAAAAAAAAAGACAAAAAAAAAAAGACACCCAUCCAUGUCAUGAUGCUUAGCUUGGUUCUUUGUUGUGGUUUUAGGUUUUUGACGACUGGCUGCCAAAAUACAAUCUGUACAGUCACAUGUUGCAGGGUUAUCAUGUUGAGUUUCCGAAAUGGUGUGCAACCUUGAUUAGAAAACAAGCAGACUUUUAAAAAGACACCCUUAAAUAGAAGAUAUUGCCCUUAUAUCUGAUUGCACUUGAAGUUUUCAUUUGAUGUAUAAAUUUUUUUUCUUUACAUACGUCUUAAUGCAGAAUGGGGUCAUUGAGGGGGUGGGUACAUGCUUGUGUGUGUUUGUGAGAAUGUGUGUUUUGGUGCCUGCGUGUCUGCAGGGGUCUUCCAGUAAUUCUUAAUACGUAUAUUCCAUUUAGACAGUUGACCAGUUCAUUACUCUGGUUUAUAUCAUUAUGUGCAGAGAACAGACUGCCUCUUAUAGUCUAACUCCAAUUUUUACUCAAUGAUGACCUGUGUAGGGUUUGUAAUAAAAGGGACGUGUUUGGUUAAUGUUGCUCUUGCAAGGCCACACCCUAAGUAGUGCUCACUACAGAGUGAGCUUAAUUUGUCCUGACCCACAUUAUAUGACCAGUCUGUCCAGAAAUUCCAAGAAUUUUUAAUGCACUUUGGGUUGAUUAUUGGAAGCGCGGCUUCUGGCUGUUUGUGAACCUAAAUCCUACACUAAAACAUUCUGUGACUCAGCUUGCAGCUGGUCGAUCCAUAGAGCAAGCUGCGUUUGAUGAAAAUUAGCCACAGCCCAAAACCAAGCUCCCUUAUGACUUAAGCAAGUUGAGUAGAAAUCAUUGAGAAAAGGAAAUGUACUUGAGUUCUUUCUUUCAUUAUUUCUGUCCUGUUUGUGAUCUGUUGCUGCCUGUUUACUAGAUGAAAUGAGUCUUUUCUUUUUGCCCUGCAAGGGUUGUCGCUACACUUUUCUUUUAAGUUAACAGCUCUUGUAUGAUUUGAUGUGUGUACAGGGGAGGGAUGGGGUUUGAAUUUGUAUCAUGGAAAUGGAUGAUUGUUUUUGGUGGCUCAGCUGGGGGUGAUAUGUAGCCUGAUAGCACUGGAUAUGGUGCUUUAGCUGAAACAGCAAGAAUUUUUUGCACUAAAAGUCCUUAAAUAAGAAGGACUGGUUAACUGGGCAAGGCCUUUGAGUUUCCAUGAACGCAGAGCUGAACGCAGAGCCUGCUUUUUUUUUUUUUUUAAACUUCCCUUUAUUAUUAUUAUUAUUAUUAUUAUUAUUAUUAUUAUUAUUAUUAUUAAUUAUAAAUCCAAAGUAGGUAAAGGCCUGGAUUACUUGAAAAUAUUUUAACUCGUAUCUGAAUAAGCUUGCUGUCUCUUUAUUACUUAAUUUAAUGAUUGCAUCAGAUAAAAUUUCCAAAUAACGGCAACAUUAUUGAGCAACAUAACUUGUUUAAAAAUUAGUGUGGUUAAAAUCCAAAGCACAUACUACAAGUCAGCAAAACCACAACACAGGGCACAUGAUGGUAGAGCAUUUAGGAAACUGUCUAACAGUCUACUCUUAACUGGAUAAAACUCUAAAUACCCGAUUUCACAUCUGUCUGACCUAAGUAAUGACACAUCUGUAGGUUCAUAGCAGCUCACUGGCCUUGUCUGGGAUUUAAACAUUGUAUAAAUGGGUCCACAAGGAGUCUGGGGGAGACUGUGUAUAAACCUGACUAAGCAGAGAGGGACUAAUAAAUAAAUAAAUAAAUAAUGUGUUUUAUAUAAACAGAUAUAUAAAAUAUGUUAAUGUCUUUAAAUAUUAUUAUAUAUAUAUUUGUGUCAUUUCGCCCAGUCCUAGCGCUCUGGGCUUCAAUCCUCUUCAUAGAAGGUUGAUGUCUCAGUUCCCUUUUAUGACUCCUUAGAUAGGCGCUACACUGAGAUGGUGUCUUUCUUUAAAAGAAAUUGUCACUUGUAAUAUCCAAAUAUUAAUUUGUCUUUCUUUUUAUUUAUUUGUCAGGUUCUGGACAAGCAUUAAAAACACAUGCAAUGACAGUGAUUACUGUAACAAUCAUGGAAUGAAAAGUAGUAAGGGUUGAAAAUGGUCAUAUCUGAACUAUAAAUCAGCAUGCCAAGGGUUGAAUUCUGACUAGGUAUAUGCAAGAUACAGAGAUUUGUGUUGUAUUUCUGCACAUCCACGGAGAGACUGCUGUCUGUUGCUUACAGGCGCUUUGCACUAGGAGUCCUUUGUAGGUGUGGGAACCAGCACGGAAUUGGGAGUAGCAUUUUUGUAUAAACACAGGUAGUUGUCGCGUUAUGUUCAGGAAUGAAUGAUGCCUCCCCAAGCGUGUGAUAGCUUCAGAUGUUGUGCUUUUACCAGUCAUUGAAAUGAUGCUGAGCAACAGUGCAUGGUGUUUCGUUGUGUGGUCGCACACAAGUCACUGUUGUGGAGAUUAUGGGUAAUCAUCUAUUUUUUAAGUCAAUUGCUUCUCAGGUUGAAAACACUGCAGACCAUUGGUUUGGUACCACCCCAUAGUUUUUGCCUUGCAUCUAAUCAAAGCUUUAUUGUACAAUUUCUGUCCAUGUCAAGAUUUAUAUGUACCAAACAGACCUAUGCACCCACAGUCCCCCUCACUACUCUGCUUAUCGUGUGAAUGCUAAGGUUCUCAAGUAAAAGAGAAUCAAAGAGUUAGAUUAUUAGACAAAAACAUCAAACUGCAGGGUGAACAUCUUUCCCUGAGCUUACAGUUUGAGCUGGCUACAUUCCUGCCUCUGGGCCACAGAAUAUCCACAGUAGAGAGAGUAGUUUGUGUCAGAGAGACUUUUUGCUGGUUUUUUGUUUUUUGAAGCCACCAACAAAUCUGGGAUUCAUUCCAUAACUACAAAAUUCCCACUUAAAACGAUGGCAGGAGAGUAGAUAUGGUUAGGUCUGAGGGAAGAGAAGUGAUGUGUUUCUUUCCCUCUGCCUUCCUUCAGUCCUGAGGUUAGCAAGUUAGGCAGCAAGAUGAGCCUAUCAAAGCCAUCAUGACGUUUGCAGAUUGGCAACUGUAACAAAAAAAAGGCACUUUUAUGUGCGUUCUCCAUUGGUUUUAAUGUUAUUGUUGCUGUUUUCUUCUCUUUUUUUUUUUUUUAAGAUCUCAUUGUGGAUAUGGUGAUUUAUUUAAAUGCAAAAAAACUACAUGGAAAGAGAAACUUGAACGUGCUAAUAUUUGGGUUGAAGUCCUUUUGAACUGCCGCCCCACUAAACAACAUGCAGCUUUAGACAAACACGGCAAAGUAACGAACAACAUCAGCAGUACAUCAUACAGGACGUGCUUUCUAAUACGACGUUUUUGGUGGGAAAGACAAGACUAUAAAUACGUUUAAAGGACUUUCCAGAAUUCACAUGUACAGCUUAAAAAGUUGCAGUUUAGAAUGGUACUGUGGUGGCCUUGGUCCCCUCAAGCUCAUCCAGGGUCUAGCUGCACAUGCUCAUGUUUAACAGUGUCAAUCUUCCAUGCACAUAUGAGGCCACAUAUGACCUCUUUCUAUUUUCCUACUCUAAUGCUAGUUUGUACAAGCACACUAUAGUAGAUUUCAAUCACUUGUUAAAACAAAUUUCAGUGGUUAGAGGGACAAAUAAAAUAUCCUUAGGAAUAUAUAGAAUAUUUUUGUUGAAUCCAUACAGAUUAUAUAAUGUGUAUAUAAUUAUAUAAAAUGCAGACAGGCAAGAUAAACAACAUAUAAGAAACAGUAAUUCAGCAAUAGCAUCUUGGUUUAAACCCUGAUACAAGCAUUAGGGCACAUUCUAACAGUUCACUUAGGCAAACGUUGGGGCGGCAGAAUAUUUCCCAGUAUCUCAGGCUUGGACGGUAGCAAUCCUGUCCUUUAUCCGCUUAAAUUAAGUCCUAUUCCUUUAAAUUGUCAAUGUCUGUUGAAGCUACGGAGGGAUGGGCGAGUUUGGGAGAAUUUGCACUUUUGCCGAUGAAAAGAAUUUGUAUUGUAUAUGAGACCACUAAAUGUGCAUCGUCGAAAUCAUGUAAUUCCAUUUUUUUUUCUGGUUUUUGGUUCCAUUUUAUUCUGUUGGGUUUAAUUUUUGUUUCGUUUGUUUAUUUUUAUGAAAUAUAUCCAAAAAUGUCUGGUGUCCUGGUUUAAGAAAUAAGAUCUUUCUAUUAAAAAAGAAAUGUUUAUGA
This is a messenger RNA of Neoarius graeffei (lesser salmon catfish), 8846 nucleotides long. RefSeq names its product zinc finger and BTB domain containing 7a (gene zbtb7a). The record is from RefSeq and is a predicted model, not a curated record. Gene Ontology annotation, molecular function: DNA-binding transcription factor activity, RNA polymerase II-specific; protein binding; RNA polymerase II cis-regulatory region sequence-specific DNA binding. The transcript has 6 exons. Lineage: Eukaryota; Metazoa; Chordata; Actinopteri; Siluriformes; Ariidae. Gene Ontology annotation, biological process: regulation of transcription by RNA polymerase II. Bases 828 to 2555 code for a protein of 575 amino acids.